AUGAAUUGCGACCUCGACUACGGUGGUGCUCAAGGACGUAUAGGUGUGCUGCCAGGCGUGAGCGGUGGCGGGGAGGCGCGGGCCGAGCGACCGUACUUCGACGACGUGUCACCUCGCAACGUGUCUACAGUGGUGGGUCAGUCAGCUGUGCUCAGGUGCCGGGCGAAGCAUAUAGGGAAUAGAACGGUGUCAUGGAUGAGGAAAAGAGAUCUGCACAUACUGACGUCGCACAUCUUUACCUACACGGGAGACGCGAGGUUCAGCGUGCUCCACCCUGAACCAUCUGACGACUGGGACUUGAAGAUAGAUUACGUUCAGCCUCGAGACGCGGGCGUUUACGAAUGCCAGAUAAAUACUGAACCGAAAAUUAACAUGGCUGUCUUUCUUCAUGUUGAAGAUGAGUCCCACAACCCCGCGCCUCAGCCACCGGUCCGAUCCUCAGCUGCAGCAGCAACCAUCUGGGGCUCUCAGGACGUGUACGUGAAGAAAGGUAGUACGAUUUCAUUGACGUGCUCAGUGAACGUUCACUCGUCGCCUCCAUCGAGUGCAUCCGUUUUAUGGUACCACGGCAAUGCAGUUGUUGACUUCGACUCACCACGCGGUGGUAUCAGCUUGGAGACAGAGAAGACGGAGGGUGGUACCACUAGCAAGCUGCUAGUCACCAAGGCCGCCCUCACAGACUCCGGCAACUACACUUGCGUGCCUAACAAUGCGCACCCUGCUUCUGUUUCCGUUCAUGUACUUAAUGGUGAACAUCCGGCCGCCAUGCAGACAAGUAACCGCGCGUCAUCCUACCUCACUUCACAGUUGAGUUGCGCCGCGUUCACCUACCUCCUCUCGUCUAUGGCCUGCAGAUGA
This is a messenger RNA of Melitaea cinxia (Glanville fritillary), 858 nucleotides long. RefSeq names its product hemicentin-2-like. Gene Ontology annotation, biological process: synapse organization. Bases 1 to 858 code for a protein of 285 amino acids. The record is from RefSeq and is a predicted model, not a curated record. The transcript has 7 exons. Gene Ontology annotation, cellular component: neuron projection membrane. Lineage: Eukaryota; Metazoa; Arthropoda; Insecta; Lepidoptera; Nymphalidae.